Messenger RNA from Penicillium maclennaniae, 318 nucleotides. RefSeq names its product high-mobility group nucleosome-binding protein (gene nhp6). The record is from RefSeq and is a predicted model, not a curated record. Bases 1 to 318 code for a protein of 105 amino acids. The transcript is spliced from 4 exons. Lineage: Eukaryota; Fungi; Ascomycota; Eurotiomycetes; Eurotiales; Aspergillaceae.
AUGCCUAAGGAGAAGACCACGACCCGCAAGGGCGGUAAGGAGCGCGUUCAGCGCCGCAAGAAGGACCCCAACGCCCCCAAGCGCGGUCUCUCUGCCUACAUGUUCUUCGCCAACGACAAUCGUGACAAGGUUCGCGAGGAGAACCCCGGCAUCACGUUCGGCCAAGUCGGCAAGAUGCUCGGUGACAAGUGGAAGGCUUUGACCGAGUCCGAGCGCAAGCCUUACGAUGAGAAGGCUGCCGUCGACAAGAAGCGCUAUGAGGAAGAGAAGGCCAAGUACCAGGCCGGUGAGAACGACGAGGAGGAGGAGUCUUCCUAA